Messenger RNA from Paramecium sonneborni, 179 nucleotides. NCBI's taxonomy places the organism in Eukaryota, Ciliophora, Oligohymenophorea, Peniculida, Parameciidae. The record is from the annotation of a GenBank genome assembly.
AUGAAUAAGUUUAAAAUAAAGGAAAAAUUCCAUUGUUUUACAUAUAACAACAUUAUUUUGUAAGAAUUUGUACUAUUUUAAAUAGGUUAUUUAGACAAAAUACAUAUUUUUGCAAAGAAAUAAUAAUGAGUAAACCCUUAAUUUAUUUAGUUAAAUAUUCAGAGUCAACUAUUGGAUGA